CGUCAUACGUCAAAUUGUCAAUUGUCAACAAUUGUGACAAUUUUAUGUGUAUUUUGUAUCAUACAUUAUAAUUAUUUUAAUACGUGUUAUAUGAUAGGAUGGGAAAAAUAGUGAUUUAUUAGACUGUGCAAGUCAAAUUAAUUGCUUAUGGGAAUCUUUGAACGUACUUAAUAUCUACGCUAGCAGUGACCUCGUCAACUACAACUCGAAGGACUGUCGUGCGAUUUUUUUAGGUAUGUCGGUUUGGUCAGCCAGUACGGUUGGAAAUAAUUACCAUUACGCGCAUCCAGCCAGUCGCGACAGUCACUCAAAUAAUUGGUGUCCAAACUUAACUAAGCACAAGUGCGUGAUGUCUGGAGAAACGCCAAUACAAACCGACGAUGCUCUGCAUACACCAGCAUACUUAUCCUGGAGGAAGCUUCAGCUCAGCCGUGCCAAACUCAAGGCCUCAAGUAAAACAUCAGCCUUGCUGUCAGGAUUUGCUAUGGUAGCUAUGGUUGAGGUGCAGUUAAAUCAACCAGAGGACACGAAAGUACCGCCCGCGAUGUUGGUAGCUUUCACUGUAUGUACGACAUUACUAGUGGCAGUUCAUAUGUUGGCACUCAUGAUAAGCACGUGCAUCUUGCCUAACAUUGAGGCGAUUGGCAAUCUCCACAGUAUAUCACUUGUACACGAAUCGCCACACGAAAGAUUGCACUGGUAUAUUGAAAUCGCAUGGGCGUUUUCAACAUUACUAGGUCUUAUUCUGUUCCUAGUCGAAAUAGCUAUACUCUGCUGGGUAAAGUUCUACGAUCUUAGUGUAACAGCAGCUUGGUCGGCCUGUGUUGUACUUAUUCCGGUCAUGAUAGUAUUCCUAGCUUUUGCUAUUCAUUUCUAUAUGUCUCUAGCGACACAUAAAUACGAAGUAACCGUCACUGGUAUCAAAGAGUUGGAGUUACUAAAGGAACAGAUCGAAAUGGGUGAUCAUGAUGGUCGUAUGAAUAAUCUAACGUUACUAGAACAAAGUAGAAUUGUUUGAUGGAAUAUUUUGUAUGUUAUAUCGGAUUGUUCUUUUAUCUAUGUAAGUUAGUUACGCUCACAUACAAGUAGCGUUUUUAUUAAUUAAUCAUUGUUCCAUGAAUUCGCGUUGUUGUAACAAUGCAAUAACCGAAACGCUACGUACUUUAUCUUUAGAUAUAGUGUAGGUACUUAGAUAAGUACUUAUAUGUGCCAAUUAAUGGUCUUUACUAUUUUGUAUUAUAUUGGAAAGUUUUGAUUUUUUUUUCAUAAAAUUAUUAGGUUAUAUGGUAAAAAAAUGACAGUUGAAGCUCCUCAGAACAGUGCACUGUUUCAAAAAGUUAAUUAUCUGUGUGCCUGAAUCGGAGUGUAUUUUACUACGCAACCUUUAAAGUCAAUAUAUUAAAAAAAUAUCUGAUCGACUCAAAAUUCAAAAGUUAAUUGUUUUACGUCUUCUAAAUAUCCAUUCAAUGGAUCAAAAUUUUUAAAUAAUCUAGUGCUCUCGCAAUUGUCUUAAAAUUUAAAUACGCAAGACACUAAUUUCAUUAUCAAACUAACCUUGAAGUCAAGGAAAAAUUUAGGAACAAAACUAAACAUACAUUAUAUUUGUGUCGUUUAAACAGACUUCACGGAGAAAAUUUUCUAUUCGUUUGUAUGUUUUUACACAUGAACUCCAACAAUGGAAACCAAUGAUGAAUCCUAUAGAAAUUUAUCUUAACCAUGCCAAUAUUCUCCUGGUAUUUACACUGAUCUUUAUAAAUAUCCACCGGAUAGAGAGCUGCUUAGAAAUGUCAGUUUCAGCUACGAAGCUGUCAUUUCUGUCACAAGACUGCCGCCAAAAUCUAUCUCUAUUAUAUUUACGAGUUACCAAGUGCUACAAUCAACGCUAAUAUGGCAAAAAUCAAAUAGGCACAAAAUUCCGUGGCUUAUAGCCUGUCCAGUGGAGUAUAAAGUUCAGUGGGUAUUUAGUAUAGAAGAUUUUUGAUGGUUUUUUGACAUGCAAUAUACAUUAAUGUAAUUUUUUUUGUAAAGAAAUAUAAAAACGUGCAAAUUCUCUUGAAAUUUAUAAAUGUAACCGCUUGAGUAAGCAGGGAAUGUAAACACGCUGUGACUUAUUAAAUAUAAAAAAAUAAGAGUUACUUAAUUCAAUGUAAUGAAUUACUCUGUGAUAUAAUUAAUGACAUUGUUACGAUAUCUGUCAAUACCCUAUGUUUAAUAUAAUUUUUUAUUUGUAAAAAAAAUAAUUUUACAAACAUUGUUAUGUACGA
Papilio xuthus (Asian swallowtail) is the source of this 2264-nucleotide messenger RNA. RefSeq names its product calcium release-activated calcium channel protein orai (gene Orai). The transcript has 3 exons. Gene Ontology annotation, cellular component: membrane. NCBI's taxonomy places the organism in Eukaryota, Metazoa, Arthropoda, Insecta, Lepidoptera, Papilionidae. The record is from RefSeq and is a predicted model, not a curated record. Gene Ontology annotation, molecular function: store-operated calcium channel activity. Gene Ontology annotation, biological process: store-operated calcium entry. The coding region runs from base 236 to 1018 and encodes 260 amino acids.